Messenger RNA from Melanotaenia boesemani (Boeseman's rainbowfish), 4743 nucleotides. It is a transcript of the gene farp2, whose product is annotated as FERM, RhoGEF and pleckstrin domain protein 2. The coding region runs from base 331 to 3504 and encodes 1057 amino acids. Lineage: Eukaryota; Metazoa; Chordata; Actinopteri; Atheriniformes; Melanotaeniidae. The record is from RefSeq and is a predicted model, not a curated record. Gene Ontology annotation, molecular function: guanyl-nucleotide exchange factor activity; cytoskeletal protein binding. The transcript has 27 exons. Gene Ontology annotation, cellular component: cytoskeleton.
UUAAAACACCAAACUUCGACGGCAGGCGAUUUAAAAACUUUCCUCCUGGCUUUUUUAACGACACGUUCCUCGUGGAAACGUGUCUUUUCGUCCCCGUGAAAGCUAUUUAAAGUAGAAGAAGGUAAAUCUUGGCAGCUCCAAACCGUAGCCCCACGUCUGAACCAAUAGCAGGACGAACGAGACCGUUUGAGCCAAUGACAAAGUAGUUUGUGCGCGCACUCGUUCGGGCGACGACGACCAUGGACUGGAGUAGUGACCUACUCGGUGGUACAAACUUUUAGUGUUUUUCUGUCCUUUCGGGCAAAACGGAGGCAGCAGCUCUGAAGAGGAAUGGGGGAAAUAGAGGGUUCCUAUAGGGUCCUGCAGACCCCUGGAACAAGACUGGGAGCCCAGUUCAGUGCUGGUAUUAGCACCCUGGAGCCGGGCCAGAGUCUCAGUGGUAACGCGGUCAGCGGGAGUAAAAGCCAUGGGCGAGGCCUUCAGAUCCGUGUGCAGGGACUGGAUGACUCCCAGGAGUUCUUUGACAUCGAUCCCAAAGCUCUUGCACAGGUCCUCCUCUCUGUGGUUUUCCACAGAGGCAACCUCAUUGAGAGCGAUUACUUUGGCCUCGAGUUUCAGAACAUGCAGAUGAACUGGGUUUGGCUGGAACCCACCAAACCCAUUGCAAAACAAGUCAGACGACCGGCCAACACACUGUUUAGGCUGUCGGUGAAAUUCUUUCCUCCCGACCCCGGUCAGCUGCAGGAGGAGUACACCAGGUAUUUGUUCUCCUUGCAGAUGAAAAGAGAUCUGAUGGAGGGCAGGUUGAUCUGCACAGAGAAUACUGGAGCCCUGCUGGCUUCUCACCUUCUUCAGUCGGAGAUCGGUGACUAUGAUGAUGCAGCUGACAGAGACUUCCUGAGGAUAAACAAGCUGUUGCCUUACCAAGACAAAGUGCAAGAGAGAAUCAUGGAGUUCCACCGCAGACAUCUUAGUCAGACUCCUGCUGAAUCAGACUUCCAAAUCCUGGAGAUCGCCCGUAAACUGGAAAUGUACGGCGUCCGCUUCCAUCCAGCAGCUGACCGGGAGGGUACCAAGAUCAACCUGGCUGUCGCUCACAUGGGGCUUCAGGUUUUUCAGGGCAACACAAAGAUUAAUACAUUCAACUGGUCCAAGAUUCGCAAAUUGAGCUUCAAGAGAAAGCGUUUCCUGAUCAAACUCCACCCAGAGGUCCAUGGCCCUCAUCAAGAUACCCUUGAAUUUAUGAUGGCCAGUCGAGACCAGUGUAAAAUCUUUUGGAAGGUCUGUGUGGAAUAUCACUCAUUUUUCCGUUUGUUUGAUCAACCGCAACCCAAAUCCAAAGCAAUCCUCUUCACCAGAGGUUCUUCCUUCAGAUACAGUGGAAGAACUCAGAAGCAACUUGUGGAAUAUGUCAGGGAAAAUGGAGCAAAGAGGACACCCUAUCAGAGGAGGAACAGUAAAAUAAGAAUGUCUGCUCGCUCCUUUACGUCAGAUGUGCCAAAACCGAGUUUGUCAUUCAAUGACAGUUUUAGGGCUCCAGUCUCUCCUUCCUCCUCUGUGUCCUUCCACCCAGUUCACAUGUCCAGCAUUCUUCCGCGAACAGAGCUGCAACCUCAGCCCCAACCUUUGUCCACAAUGAGCCUGUCUCCAGCUCCUCCCCAACAGCAGCAGCAGCUUCAGUCCCUUCUGCAAGCUACUAGACCCCCCAGCCCUCCGAAGGAAGAUCCUGUCAAGGCUGCUCCCCCAUCAAUCUUCUCUUUUCAAGAUUCAGUAGUGGACGGUCUUCAGAUGUCGCCUUUCAUCUCGAAGGAUCCUCUCUGCCUGUCGCCCUCCUUCCAGAUGUCCAGCCUCAGCCUGCCCAGUCAGGCCCCGUCGCCCCUGCAAAGCCCCAUCCUGAGCGAGGUGGGCAGCAAUGCCAAACUAGAGGAGGAUGAGGAGGGCAGGAGGAAGCGAUAUCCCACCGACAAGGCCUACUUCAUUGCCAAAGAGAUUCUGACCACAGAACGAACGUACCUGAAAGACCUGGAGGUCAUCACCGUGUGGUUCCGCAGUGCUGUGAUCAAAGAAAACGCCAUGCCAGAGGGCCUUAUGACCCUCCUCUUCUCCAACAUCGACCCCAUCUACGAGUUCCACCGAGGCUUCCUGAAGGAGCUGGACCAGAGGCUGGCUCUCUGGGAGGGGCGCUCAAACGCUCACGCUAAGGGUGAUUACCAGAGGAUCGGUGAUGUGAUGCUGAAGAACAUGUCUGCUCUGAAGGAAUUUACCAGUUAUCUGCAGAAACAUGAUGAGGUGUUAACAGAGCUGGAAAAAGCCUCCAAGAGGCUGAAGAAGUUGGAGACAGUCUACAAAGAGUUUGAACUGCAGAAGGUGUGCUACCUGCCUCUCAACACAUUCCUGCUCAAGCCCAUCCAGCGCCUCAUGCACUACAAGCUCAUCCUGGAGAGACUGUGCAAGCAUUACUCCCCAGCCCACCGUGAUUAUGACGACUGCAAAGAGGCCCUGAAGGAAGUAGCAGAGAUAGCCACUCAGCUUCAGAGCAGUCUUAUCCGACUGGAGAAUUUCCAGAAGCUGACUGAGCUGCAGAGAGACCUGAUCGGGAUCGAGAACUUGACUGCACCAGGCAGAGAAUUCAUCCGAGAGGGCUGUCUGUACAAGCUCACCAAGAAAGGGCUGCAGCAAAGAAUGUUUUUCCUGUUUUCAGAUAUGCUUCUCUACACAAGCAAAGGCGUCACAGCAACCAAUCAGUUCAAAGUGCACGGACAGCUGCCCCUUCAUGGCAUGAUUGUUGAGGAAAGUGAAAACGAGUGGUCGGUCCCGCACUGUUUCACUAUUUACUCUGCUCAGAGAACCAUUGUAGUAGCUGCCAGCUCCAAAGUGGAGAUGGGCAAGUGGAUUGAUGACCUGAACAUGGCUAUUGACAUGGCCAAGAAGUCUCAGGAUAAAUCCAGCAUCUUCCUGGAUACUGGUCUGACUGAUCGCUCCAACCGAUCAUCUGAUGAGGUUUCUCUGGAGCAGGAGUCGGAGGAUGAUAUGAACUCCUCCCGCACUUCACUGGACAAGCAGACGCAUCACCGUGCCAACACAACCAUGCAUGUGUGCUGGCACCGCAACACCAGUGUGUCAAUGUCUGACCACAGCCUGGCUGUGGAGAACCAGCUGUCGGGGUACCUCCUGAGGAAGUUUAAGAACAGUAACGGCUGGCAGAAACUCUGGGUGGUGUUCACCAACUUCUGCUUGUUCUUCUACAAGACUCACCAGGACGACUUCCCGCUGGCUAGUCUCCCGCUGCUCGGCUACACGGUCAGCACCCCCGAGGAGUCGGACAGCAUCCACAAAGAGUACGUCUUCAAGCUGCAGUUCAAGUCCCAUGUUUACUUCUUCAGAGCAGAGAGCGAGUACACCUUUGACAGAUGGAUGGAGGUGAUCAAGAGUGCUGCGAGCACUGCAGGCCGGAUGAGCCUGCUCAUACCUAAAGGUGGUCCCAUCGAGAUCAACGGAAACUGAAUGAGAUGUUCUGUAUCUGGAGGCUGGGCCUCCGGAAAUCAUUUGACAAUUAACAGCUGGAGACGAGUGAUGCUGCCAGAUGUGUUAAUGUCUAUAAGCUUCCUUCUAAUUGUUGGUGCAUUUUUUUUCAGUAGUGAUAUAAAUGAUAACAGUUGUUUCCAUGUAAGGGGAUGCAAUGAAAGGGAGAUAUGUACAUUAUCAGACAUUUUGUUUGUAUUUUUGCAUGUGUAGUUCUGUUUGGUUGUUCACAUAGACUGAUGGGAAAUACAGUUUUAUGGGACCAACAAAGGGCUUAAUUUCAGGCUUUUUCUAAGGACUGAAGCACACCAUGACUGAAGCUUAUCCAGGUACAUUAUUGGGAUACAGAUGAGAUGCCGUAUGUGGGACAUGAAGGUACAGCUGGUACAUGCUCUGCUCAUCGUUAUUUGAAGGAGUUGAGAGAUGUGUUUGUGCGAUGGAGCCGAGCAGAAAGUUGAUGAAAUGUUUGGCUAUGUUGGAGACUUGAGGUUGGGAGGUCCUGUGGGAUUCAUGCUGCUGUUCUGACAAGUUUCUGUGAUUUUAAACUGCUGGCGAGAAUGGGAUUUAUUUCCACACCUGACACCACUCCAGUUUGAGGGUUUCUCUUCACUGAAGUAUGCAACCAGUGUUUCAGAAGCUCAAAUGAGACGUUCUGCUUGAUACACCUGAUUACUUGGGUAUAAUUAUGGCCAGUUUGGUGACAUAUUUCUCUUAAUAUCAAUUGUAAUCAAAUAUAUCCUGUUUAAUUUUACAUAAGGAUCUCAGCUUGAGGAUAUACUGUGGAGUGCUUUUCAGUUAUUCCUCAAACAGAACUGAAGAACAUAUUUUGAAGUAUUUUUGUGGUGUUUUCUUGUAUCAGACUGUUUAAGAUACAUGGGAGCUGACUCUGUGACGGUACAAGUGAGAUAAUUUACAUUAAAUCAUGUUAUUUGGUAUAUAUUUUCUAUAAAGACUGGAAUCUUUAUCCUUUGUGUGUUUGUGUAUGUGUGAAGACCACAACCAUACAGUCCUGCCUGCACCCCCCUCCUCUGGAGCUUUAAGCGCGAGUGAUGAUGGAGGCCUUUUUUCCAAACCCUGAGACGUUGUGGUCUGCUGCGGUUAAAAUCCCGCAUGUUAUUUCUAUUUAUUGUGUAGUGUCAACAAACCCAUGCUCCCGAAUCCCAUCAUGUAUGCUUCAUGUUAGUACAUUGACAACCUAACAAAUAAACUGAAUUUGACUAA